UCGCUUCAUGAUAUAAAUUGAUGGACUGGAGUGGUGCGGACUACAUGUGGGUUAUUAUGAGGUUUUUAUCAGCUGUUUGGAUUCUCAUUCUGACGGCACCCAUUCACUGCAGAGGAUCCACUGGUGAGCAAGUGAUUUUGGGUGAACUAUUCCUUUAAGAAAAUAAAGCCUGCUUUAUUAUUUAUUUUUUGAUAUUAUGACAUUUUUAUGGCAAUUAAGCAAAUUUACUCUUCAAAAUCAAAUUACUGUAUUUUUUUUUUUUUUGCAUUAGGUUUAACCUAAACUUGAUACAUUUAAUAUUAAAAUGAUUUAAUAUUUAUAUUGCACUAAAGUAAUGAGUAUCAAAUGAGUAUGAGUGCAGUGAAAAGCAAACCUUCUAAAUCAAUUACAGAGAAUUUUUAGGGGAGAGACAAUUCAUGCAUACUGUCACAAUGAAACAAAUCAUAAAAAUCCUACAAAUAGACUUCAUUAGGCUUCAUUGUCUUUAUGCAAAUUUUCAUUUUGGAGGUGAAAUAUGAUCUAGACAGUUUUCUGUGAUAUUCACCCUAAUGUGCAAAGAUUCAGUCUUUAAAUACAGAUUAUAAAGAGGGAAAAUGAUCCCUCCUAAAAACAGGAAUGUUGCGGGUAUAAUGUCUUCUAUCAAACUAUUAUCUAUUUUGAGAUCAUCAGCUAUUUUUUUUCUCAUGCUUUCUUGCAAAAGCUGAUCGGUUGUGAGAGGUUUCUGAAAGGGCUGAUUUAUUGGGGUUUUGAGGUCUGAAAUGUGGCCAAGAUAAACAUGUAAGGUGUGAUUUCAUAGGAAGUGAUAUGAUUUAUCAAUACCAAAGGACUGGUGGCCAUUCCAUAUGCUGUGUGUGGAGUGAUUAUGACCUCAGGGUUUGGAUAUGUAACUGUGACACAGCUUUGAUAUACUGUACAGUAAAGGAUGAGAAAGACAAGAUUAUUGUUCAUGAUAAGUUGUGGUGUUACAUUGUGUUUCUGUGCAAAUGACAGACAUUGAAAACUGUUUAAAUUCAACAACACGUGAAGACAUGUCAUGAAAGCAAUGUUUGCAUCUGCUGUACAUACGUAACUCAUCUUCAUUGUUCAUAUCUAAAAGUGAGGCCUAGAAUCACCUCAUAUUAGACUAAAUACAUAUGGGCUCAGUAUAACGUGGUCUGAUUCAUGUAAAUGUUUAAAUAAUGUACAGCAUCUUUAUAAAAAAAUAGCUGAGUGGUCUCAGAAGAAAGAAUAGAAAUAUGUAUAUUUGUUCUGUUAUUUUUCUAAAUAAUUAUUUAAGCAUGGCGGGAAAAUAUUUCAAGUCAGUGCAAAGAAAAUAAAAUCAUAUCCUGGUGUUCUGGUCAUGUAACACUUUAUGCAAAAUCAAAUCAAAUGAGUUUUAAAAUUUGUAUCAAAAAUCUCAAGGGAGUUUUUUAAUUGUUUUUUUUUUUAAUAAGGGUUUCCUUAACAAUCCACUUUUACUUUAAAUUAACCUUUUUCCCUUUAAUCAAAAUCUUGCGACUUCUGCUUCAGAAUAAUGAUGUUAUUGAAAUAUGUGAAUUAUUCCUUAAUUGGCAUUUCUAUAUUUAACAUCAGCUCGGUUUAAUUUUUAUUUAAUUAAGAUCAUUUUCUGCUGAGUUUUGCAGAGAAACCAGCAGUGUGACAAAACCGAGAGCGCACAGAUAAGAGCAAUGUUUGACUAAUUUCAUUAUGUUAAGAUGACUUGGAGCUAAAAGAUUUUUAAAAUACAAUGACUGUGACCAUGACAUUUAUUAUCCCAGCUCAAGUUGUCUAAAGUCUUAUCCCGGCCUGUCACGCCUACAGCAUUGUCUAGAUGAUAAAACCUAUGGCUUGUCACACAGAACAAAAUGUAGACUACUUUAAUGGCUUACAGUAAAGAAAUAUGCCAGUCUAAGCAGCAUUUGUUCUGCUGAGUUAAGCAGAACACUGCUGUAUCAUUUCAUGAUUGCUCAGCGAUGUGUAAAGUACUCAGUACCGUAGAGACCCGAGGAGGUAUUUUAGGCAGUAGCAGACAUAUGAAGGAGCAGAUAAAUGUAUUGCAAACCACUGAAGCAGUGGUGAAAGUGGAUAAUAAAUUUCUGACAGGUGAAAUAUACAGUAUUAGGAUUCUUUAACAUGCAGGCCUUACGGUUUCUACGAUCUGCCACCAGGUGUCACCAACGAGUCAUUUCCAAUAAAACACAUCACUAAUUGGAAGCAAAACAUUUGCUUAGAUGGUAAUAUAAAAGUUCCUGUACUUAUAAUGAAUGCACAUUUUAAUAUAUUAAUGUUAUAACGCAGAAAGUUACAUAACUGUUUGUUCUUGUUGAAAUGCAAUAGUUGAGGCUUGAGCAGUAAAGUUAUUACAUGGGCUCCAGUGCAUUAUGGAAAACCAACAACUAUGUGCUACUCUAGAGCUUUUCAAGCUGAUGAAAAACAUACCUGGUUCUUCUGUUAUAAAUAAGGAAAGAGUGAAUAAAUAAGGUGGUUUUAUCUCUCUAGUCCAGUAUAUGCUAGUCAGGUCAGGAUAAAACGGGUGUGGUGUGUGUUUCUGAGAUAAGCUUAGAGAGCACAUUUGGAGUCCGCUUUAAUAUGUAUAGCUCUGACCGUUCAAGAUACUUCCUGAGGGAAUGAAGUUGAUUUUGGAAGCUCAUUCAGUUUCACUGAUAAAACUGGAAGGAAAUGCAGCUGAAAACAAUGAAUCAAUCACAGCAGAGUGUCCAUUUCCUGUUUUGAGUGGCACAGUUGUCUUGUCCUCGGCAUCCAUACUGAAGAAUAGCUUCUCAGACAAUUCAGAAGCGUUUGUGGAGUGUGCUAAAGGAUAUACGAGAGAUAAAGGUCCGACUUCAAUCUCCUGUGUGAACGGGGUCUGGAGUCCAGUUGAAUUAAUCUGCAAAAAGAUAGAUUGUGGACAACCUAAACUUUUACCACAUAUGACCUACUCCAUCCCUGAUGGAACAUUGUUUGGUGCCUACAUACAACCCAAAUGUGAGACAGGAUAUGAUCUAGAAGGAUCAAGCUACAGGCAAUGUCUUGUUACUGGCUGGAGUGGAAAAGCUGAAUGUAUAUUGACAGAAUGCGAAUAUCCAGAUCCAAUUGAGAAUGGCAAGAUGGUUGCACCCAGGCAACCUGUGUUUAAUGAUGUCAUUACAUAUUCCUGCGACGAUAACUACACCCUCGUUGGCAACAGCUCCAUUACAUGUGGUGAAUAUGGGGAAUAUAGUUCACCGCGUCCGAAAUGCAUAGCUAUUGAAUGUUCAGUUCCUGAAGUUAGAUUUGGUAACCGGACUGAAGGAAAUCCUCCAUUCUUUUAUAAAAGUGAAGCCACAUUUGAAUGCUGGCCAGGUUACAGCAUGAAAGGUUUAGCUACAUCAGUGUGUGAAAAGAGUGGCUGGUCUGCCCUUCCUGUCUGUGAUGAAGUCAUCAUAACACCAACAAAAGCAAGCACUACCACAAACAUAGCCACAACAACAGACAUGACAACAGCCUCCACCCGAUCACAUGGAGGACUUGGAGCCAAACUGUUCAUUAUAACACCAACAAAAUCAAGCACUACCACAAACAAAGCCACAACAGACAUGACAACAGCCUCCACCCGAUCACAUGGAGGACUUGGAGCCAACCUGUCUGCAGGUGCCUCAACAGUUGGUAUAAUCGCUGCCUCUGCAGGUGCCUCAACAGUUGGUAUAAUCACUGCCUGUGCGUCAGCAGGUGUUAUAAUCGCUGCCUUCGUGUUUUUUGUUCGUCAUUUAAAACGCACAGGGGCAAACAAUCGGACGGCUCCUUUGCUUUAGUGUUAUUCCUGCACAUGGAUUCAUUCAAAUGUUUUUUUUUUUUUUUUUUUUGUAUUUUAUAAACUAGAUAUUGUAUGUUUUAUUUAUUUUUAUAACCGCUACAAAAUGGCUUUUAGAAAUAUAUUACUGCAUAUGGAUAUUUUUGUAUAUUUGAAUAAAGAGUGUUUUUUUAAGGGUGUAGUUCUUUUCCCCCAGGAUGACUGAAUCCUGACCUCUAAAUUUCCCCAUCUUGUUACCAAGAAUCCACCCAAAAGAAUCUCUUCCACAUGUUUCCACUCGUGUGUUUAAACCUUUUAAAAGUGCAGUUUUAGGGAGACGUUGUGAAGUGAGAUGUGUACAGUGUACCACAGCCGAGUCAGAUGUUCUGUGAUCAUAUGGUGACAGGAAACCUGAUCCUGAAUUAGCAAACGUUUCUAAUGAGAGUUGUAAUAGUCCCCCCCUCCUUCCCACUUUCAAAAGUAUUCAUUUUACAUAAGCAGUAGACCACACAGCAAUGUGGUUACCAGGACAAUGGCAGAGAUACUUGCUGCUAUUCAAGCCGAAUACUUCCAGCAACUGGAGAAUCAUUUAGACAGUGUGCUUUAUACAGAGACCUUGGCCAAACCCAUGAAAGCAAAGAGAAAC
Cyprinus carpio (common carp) is the source of this 4394-nucleotide messenger RNA. Its product is annotated as membrane cofactor protein-like. The transcript is spliced from 15 exons. The record is from RefSeq and is a predicted model, not a curated record. The coding region runs from base 2607 to 3770 and encodes 387 amino acids. NCBI's taxonomy places the organism in Eukaryota, Metazoa, Chordata, Actinopteri, Cypriniformes, Cyprinidae.